This is a messenger RNA of Diorhabda carinulata, 7365 nucleotides long. RefSeq names its product ADP-ribosylation factor GTPase-activating protein 1 (gene ArfGAP1). Bases 582 to 1910 code for a protein of 442 amino acids. Gene Ontology annotation, cellular component: Golgi membrane. NCBI's taxonomy places the organism in Eukaryota, Metazoa, Arthropoda, Insecta, Coleoptera, Chrysomelidae. Gene Ontology annotation, molecular function: GTPase activator activity. The record is from RefSeq and is a predicted model, not a curated record. The transcript has 8 exons. Gene Ontology annotation, biological process: regulation of ARF protein signal transduction; regulation of endocytosis.
AAGUCUGUCAACAGAUUAUCUUCUUCUAUAACGGAAUAGACAUUUUUAGGAAGGCUCAGCAGCAUGAGAGUUGUGUAGAAACCAUAGAGUUAAUAUUAUAGAUAGAGAGAAAUAUUCAAUUGGGAAAACGAAACAGGACGUUUGGAAAUUUUGUUCAAGAUCGCGUUCUGGAUUAGGAUCGGAUAGUAAUCUACCUGAUCCAGAUUCACUGCUUCCGAAAAGCACUAAUACUGAUAAUACUAUAGACAUUUUUGUAAAUUUUAUUUGUAAAACAUAGUAAUUCCGGUUAAACAACUUUAGCGAAUUUUAUGACUGACAUAUAUCUUUAUAUUCUAAAGAAGAAAUCAACUCAAAUAGGCCUAACUAUUCUAGCAGAUAAGGCCUUUCUAAUAUCACGAAGAAGAAGAAGAAGAUUAAAAAGAAGGGUUAAUUAACGUUGACACGUAGAGGAAUUAUUCUCUUAUUGGAAACUAAAAGUUUCAUAUUUUUAGUCAGUCAAUGAAAAUCAUCAUCAUAUUAUCAUAUUGCUUUUCGUCUCAAUGAAAUUUUGUAUGUAAAUACUAAAUUCUUAGAAAAUUGUAAUGGCCAGUCCAAGAACACGUCGUGUUUUACAAGAAUUAAAGCCCAAUAAUGAGAAUAACAAAUGUUUUGAAUGUGGUACCCUCAAUCCCCAAUGGGUAUCUGUCACAUAUGGAAUAUGGAUUUGUUUAGAAUGUUCAGGUAAACAUAGAGGACUUGGAGUACAUUUAUCUUUUGUGCGCUCGGUCACAAUGGAUAAAUGGAAAGAUAUAGAACUGGAAAAGAUGAAAGUUGGAGGCAACAGAAAUGCCAGGAUAUUCUUUGAAGCACAGCCAGAUUGGGAUGAAGAUAUGACUCUUCAACAAAAGUACAAUACUAAAGCUGCAGCAUUAUAUAGGGACAAAAUUUCUACAUUAGCUCAACACCAGCCGUGGGAUGAAAAGAAAUCACCAGCUCAAAAUUACACAAGUAGCUUAAUUGGAAUUAAUUAUUCUCAACAAUCUAGCUCUAAGUCGAAUUACAGUUCUCCUGUUAAUUCUUAUCCAUCCUCAUCUUAUGAUUAUGAAAGUAGUUAUCAAAAUAUGAAUUCUCAAGAUAUUAAAGACCACAAAGAAGCCUUCUUUUCACGAAAACAGAUGGAGAAUGCUACAAGACCAAGUGAUCUUCCACCAAGUCAAGGUGGUAAAUAUAGUGGAUUUGGUUACACAAUGGAACCUCCCCCAAGGAGCCAAUCCCAAGAAUUCGUCGAUACAGCUAUAUCUUCUUUAGCCAGUGGAUGGUCUUUUCUAUCAUCUUCAGCAACAAAAUUAGCAAGCAAAGCAUCAGAAAAUGCAGUUAAAUAUGGAGGAUUGGCAAGUCAGAAGGUAGUUGAAGUUAGUUCUCAUGUAGGGGAAAAGGUUAGAGAAGGAACUCUGUUAAAUGAAGUUGGUUGCCAAGUUUCUAGUUUAGCAAAUAAGAUGGGCGAAUUAGGUAGGAAAGGAUGGAAAGAAGUUAGCAAUUUAGGUAAUGAAAACAACAGUGGUGGUGGUUAUGGUCAAGUUGCUGGUAAUAAUUAUUCACCUAGUGAAAAAUCUUCUUUGUACAGUCAAGGAAAUGGUUACGUUAGAGAAGAAGAUUGGAGUUAUGCUAGCCAACAAGGUUCUAAGGCGUCAAGUCCCAAAUCUCCCAAUCAAAAUUGGGAUGGCGAAUGGACGGGUUAUCAGAAUGAAGAUCAUGAUAGUUAUCAGUCAGAUUUGAAAAAUUAUUCUUCUAACAGUGCUACUAUAUCACCUGUAGAAGAAAAAUGUGUCAGAAGUAGUAAAAAAGAUAAAAAAACGAAAGAAAAUGAGAUUACAAAUAAUUGGACAGAUAAAUGGGGAGAUGAUGAAUUGUGGGAAAGUUUGAAUAAAUAAAAAUUAUGGUGGGGAUAGCUUAUAACAAUUUCACUAGAGUAUGAUGAAUUAACUCCCAUGCCAGAAAUUUUCUCUAGAUAUUCUAAAAAAUUUUAUUACAAUAUAUUUAGACAGUUUUCAACAUUUUGAUUGAUUCAUCUAUAACACAUGUCAACACAAAAUUUGACUUUGACUCCAAUAUAUAAAAUUUCGAUAGUUUAGGUCGUAAUUAUGCAAAAACAAUUAUAUAACAUACAAUAGUUUGCUUUUGUAUUUAAGAUACUGACUAAACGAUUAUUUUUCAAAAUUUGUGGUUUUAAUGUUUAAUUGAAGAUAAAAACAUUCAAAUAAAUAUAUUUGUAAUUUUUAUCAAGCUUUACUAUCAAAAUAGCUUACAAAAAAGUGAAAAACACUUGAAAAGUAUACACUUUCACUUUUUCAUUUAUUGGCUUUUAUAACGCUGUUCAGAGUUCAUAAUGCCCUGAUGAAAACGUUCUCCUUGUUCUUUUGAAUACAGUCCCAUAUAAUUUUUAAAUUAUUCUCAUUUGUGGACCAACAAAAACGAUAGCUUCAACCUUUGCUUCUGAUAACUUGGAAAAAAAAAUUUUUUCAAGUAUGCAGAAGUUAUCUGAGGUUUAUCGAGUUUUUUACCAAAUUAUUCCAUUAAGCCUAGCUAAAUGUGCAUUAAUACUUUUUCCGCUUCAACAAUUGAAUCAUAUUUUACGUUUUGUUUUCAGACACAAAAUUCUUUUCUUACUGGCCAUGACCAGUACAGUGCUUAGCAUCCGCCAAGUUAUCCCAUAAGCAUAGGUAAUAAGGAUACUUUAUACAUCCACAUUGUAGUCCUAUCAAAAAUCCAAUCAGCUGCUAGUUAUACUAGUCAUAAUUUACUGAUUUAAGCAAAAUUUUAACACUUUCAUAAUUUUCUUUUAAAUGUACUGAAUCAGCAAUUGGAAUAGAUGGGAAUUUAUUUCCGUUGUGCAAUAAAACAGCUUUAAAGCUUUUUGUACAGCUGUCAAUGAAUAAACGCCAUUCGUUAGGAAUACAAGGUAUGCCGAUUUCUUCGAACAUACCUUUUAUUUCGUUACAAAAACAAAGUCAAUCUUGUUUGAUAAAAAACGUUGAGAACGUUUAAUGCCUAGUUCGCUGAUCUGUGAUAUUCACAUCAGCAAAUAAAUCCCGCCGUUUUAAACGGUUCGCUUUAUUUUUUGGCAAAUUCAAGUCGUUAAAAUCUUCUGUAGUUAUAAAAUGGUGUUUUGGUGGUUCUGAUGUAGGUUAAAAUUCCAGAAUUACUACUGUUGAACUAAGAGAUGAGCUACUUUUUUUAGUGCUCACCUUCUAAACAUCUUCAACAAUAACUACAAGCAAGAUGUGGAGCCCAUGAUGUCUUGAUUCCAAACAGGACAGUCAAAAUAUGCUUCGUAGGCUUCACAGAGAACGUGAGAUGUCUUUAGUUCAUAUUUUAUGUCUUGAACUUUAAUAAAUUGACCACAUAUAAAACAAAAUGUACAUUUAUACCUUUGCGAUGACAUUUUAACAUUUUCUAGACAUGCAUAAAACAUCUGAUCGUUGUUAACACUCGAGAGCCAUCUGGAGGCACCCUACUCUGAUCUCGCAGUAUUUUUAAAUAUAUUAUAACUAAUUGAAAUUAAAAAAAAUAUUGAAAAUGAGUAUUAUUUCUAUAACUUUCACAAAAGCAAACUUUUUGUAUAUAAUUAACCGAAAAAUCAUAAUAUAAACUUGAAGACAUAGAACGAAUUUUUUUUGUUGGGUUGUGUAAUUAAUGUUUUAAUCAGAAUUAAGUUGGAACUUCUGGAACGGUUGUUGACAUUCAUAUUGUUUACUGUCAGUACAACAACGCUUGUUAUUAUACUGUCUGAAUCGCGUUUGAUAACCAAACAUAGGGUGAACUAAACUAAAAGAAUCAAUCAGGAUAUACUUACAUGUAGCAGUGUUUUCUCUAAUUAUAUCAAAUUCUAACAUAUAUUCAAUUACUAAUUUCUCUAAAAUUUCAUUCCACUCACGAAUUUUAUUGUUAAAAAUUUGGACUUCAAUUCUUAGAUGAAAUCAUCUACCUUUGCUCCAGUAUUAUUUCUAUCAAAAAUAUUCACAUACCUAUAAAAAUUCUGAUAAAGAUAUGAAAUUUUGUUCCAUGGGAGAAGGGUAGUUGGCAAAGAAAAUUUAAUAUCUAACUAGAACAUAUAAAGUUUUAAUUUACCUUCAGUCUCUAAAGUCGAUAACUUUCAAAAUAUUAUGAAACAGUUUAAUUGUGAAUGGUGGUGUAGUGACAGUGAACCGGGUGUUCAGUAUUAAUAAAAAUAUUAAAGUAUUGAACUACUUUGAAACAUGGUUGAGAAAAGUAUGACCUUUGGAAGCCUAUAACAACAAAAAGGACAUAAACAAAAUUGAUUGUUAAAUUCUAAGAAUAUUCUCGGAUAUCGAUUCUUGAAUGUUUUAGGCUUAAAGAAUUUGUUGUUUUUAAACAAUUAUUUCCAACUUAUUUAAUAUUUUAGUAAUUGAACAAAGUGAAAAAUAUAAAUAGUUUUGUAUCAUAUCAUGAUAAUCUUAAAGGAAAGGGUAUUAGUAUAAUUCACAAGUUGAAAAUUGUGUGAGAAAGAGUUUCAAUUUUUAAAACUAUUUGAAUUAUUUAAUUUAACUCCAAUUUAGGAAUGCGGUAUCUGAUGUUAUAUUCCGUAAAAUAGUAUUAAAUAAAUAUUAACUUAAAUGCUAUUGUUACUUGACAGCAUUUUACAGGAUCCAUGACUACAUUGAAUAUCAUAAAAACUUAUUCUAAUAUUGUAACCAAUAAAGAAAAAAAAUUUUUUUUAGUAACAAUAGCUUGGACACAUUCCGAAUGUAUUCUGAAUAUGUUCUGGACGUGUCAAAUGCGCAUGCUUUGUUCAGAAUAUGUUCUGAACAUACAUUCCUCCACGAACGAUUUAUGAACAAUAAAGUUAUAAUUUUAAUUCAAAACUAACUAGGAGAAUAAAAUGGCCGAAAGUUUAUUCUUGAUAUUUGUAAGUAUAAAGUCAACUACCACGUUUUUUAAAUACAAUUACGUAGAAAACCACCUAGGUUAGAGGUUAUUUCGUGGUAAAUAUCACAAAAAGGAUGAAUGCACAUGCGCCAGAUUGUAAAUUCUUACCGAGUAUGUUCUGAGUCCUUACCUCUGUCUGAGGAAACAUUAUAAGAAACAAUAUAAAUAAUUGAGAUAGAGUUUCAGAAGAAAAAUUCUUUUAUUGGAGAUUUCUUCUUCAAGUAUUUUCUCUUAAAAGUUCUUAUUUGUUAAUUUAUUUUAAGAACUAAAAAACUGUCUUAAUACGUUUUUUUUAUAAAUCAUUUUAGAUGAAAUGAAAUAUCGUACAUUUUUUCAUAUUCUUCAUUAUAUUUUUCACGGUUUUCAACUUGUAAUGUAGACUAUAUUGUCAUUUCUAGUAUUUUGGAUCCUAUAGUAUAUCUACGACUGUCUUCACCAUCUGUACUAAUUUCUUAUAGUUUUUAAGUAUAAACUAUUGUUUGCGGUAAAUAUUCAGUGAACCUUAACACAUAGGCCCGCUGAGAAACUUACCAAGGGAACCACAAUGGACACAUAGGUCCUCUAGUGAAACCCUCAAUUUUGUUCCAGGAAUACAGACGUCGUUGUAAAAUAAAAUUACCUUACAACUACUGCUAUGGUUCUUAUGAAUAUAAUUAUCACCUUAGGUUGAGCUUACCUUUAUUCUAUUCCAAAAAACAAUUCAUGGAAGCUAAUUUGCUAUUGUUUAGUCUAAAAUUUAUUCAAUGAAAAAAACUUUACAUUACAUCAAGUUUAUCAAUUUUUAUUAAACUUGUCAAAGCAAGUCAAACAGAACUCCUUCAUUACAGUCCCUACAAAAUGUUACCACUUUUUUAACCUGGUUUUUCGAUAUUUCGUUGUUCUUGUAUUUCUGAUAACAUCCCCUACAGCACUUUCUAUUUCUAUGGAACUAACCUUUUUUCACGAUUCAGGGAUUGUUUCGAAAUCAAAUUUCAUGUGAUGGCAAUGUAUCGCCACUGAAUAUUGAAAGGUUCAACCACCAACUCAUUCUCUUCCAUUUCUUCAUCUCCAGAAGUAGUGGUAAUAAUAGCAGAGGUUGACGGUUUAGAAAACGUCGUUUUUUUCUGUCUUUUACGGCUGUAUUUGAACCUCUAUGUUCUGAGGACGAAGAUAAAGGAUCUUCAUUGACGAUAAAAUCAGGAUCAUCUGAUAAAUUAUCUACCGAUACAAUAUUCCAUGAAAAAUUUUUACAAAAAAACUGAAUUUCGAUAACGCACUAAAAAGUACUACUAAGUAAUAUCUGAUUGCAGCUUUUGAAUGGAAAAACAAUGUUUGGUCAAUAGGAAAAUAUUAACAGAAAUGACUUGGUCGUCAAAGUGUUCAAUUUUGUGAUCUUUAACUAUAUUUUAAAAAUUGAAGCAAAGAUAUAGAACUUUUUUAAUUCCAAAAUCUAUACUCUCAAGUGAUUAUUUUUCUAAUUUUUUUCUUGUAAAGUACCUCAACAUUUUGCACGUUUCUUCUGGUUCUUGCUUUGAAACAUGUAUUUGGAUGGUAUCUGUUUAUCCAAUUGUUGGACCCAAGCUUCCAAUAGAGCUCUGGAGAUAGAUCUAGUCAAACUAUUCACAUCAUUAUUUACAGUACUAUUAUUAAUUAUAGAAAUAUUUGGGCGUGAAAUGUAUAUUUUUAAGGUACAUAAAAAUGAGAAAAUUUUCAAGUGAAAAAUUGUACAAACCAAUAAUUGACCGACUUAUCAUUUCUAAAUGAUGGCUACGUAGCUAGAUCUUGCUUAAGGGGAGCUUAUUUUUCUUUUUAAUUUUCAAUUCUCAAUAAUAGCAUAAAUGAAUUUCUUUGAAUUCAUGAGGUACCCAAAUAUCAAGCUUCUUAACUAGCCCAAGACAUUUUAAGUAUUUUUCAACUGUUGUGUGAGAUACAAGUAGCCUCUUCGCAACCUUUCUUCAAUUAUUACUUUGAUUUGGUCAUCAUCAACUUCAGUAGGUCGACCAGAACGUUGCUCAUCUUUGAGGGAGUUCAAGCUGGAACACCACAACAUAUUAUUGGACAUGUUCAAUAGUAUUUUGUCAGGUAUAUCAAUUAUUGUAUAAUCAACCACUAGAAAAAUAAAAUUCACUGUUCAUUUUUUAUAUGAAAUGUCAGGGUGUCUGUGUACCUACCGGACACUACACAGCACGCGUUAAAUCAUUUUCUGUAUUAAAACACCAGUUUGAAACUGUACAUAAACAUGAUUGAUGGCUUGUGAGGUUUUUUAAUCAACAUAGAUAUAUGACAGCCUUGGAUAUAAAUAUACCAUGUACAUUAGUAAUUAAAUAUGGAAUUGUAAUUGGUGAAUAGUGUACAUUACAUAUGAUUACAUUAUUAGAUGUUUGAAAUUUAGUGAUUAUUUAUAUAAUUCAAUGUCCGUAUCUUCCAUGUUGCAUUAACAAUUAAAACUAUUUAAUUGAA